AGCCCGGCCGCCGGCGCCGCCUUCCACCGCUCCACCGAGGACCUGCGGAUGCGGCAGAGCGCGAGCUACGGCCGCCUGCGUCACGCGCAGAGUCGGAGCAUGAACGACAUCUCGGACACGCCGAGCACCGACCAGCUGAAGAACAAGUUCAUCAAGAAGAUCCCCAAGGAUGCGGAGGCCUCCAACGUGCUGGUGGGAGAAGUGGAGUUCCUGGAGAAGCCCUUUGUGGCUUUCGUGCGGCUCCUGCAGGCGACGAUGCUGGGAGGGGUGACGGAGGUGCCUGUCCCCACCAGGUUCCUCUUUAUUCUCCUUGGUCCCGCGGGAAAAGCCAAAUCGUACAACGAGAUCGGCAGAGCCAUCGCAACCCUCAUGGUAGAUGAUCUCUUCAGCGACGUUGCCUACAAAGCCCGGGAUAGAGAAGACCUGAUCGCCGGCAUAGAUGAGUUUCUGGAUGAAGUCAUCGUCCUGCCACCCGGCGAGUGGGACCCCAACAUUAGGAUUGAGCCACCCAAAAAAGUGCCCUCGGCUGAGAAGAGGAAAUCGGUUUUCUCGCUGAACGAAGUGGGGCAGAUGAACGGCACCGCCGGUGGGGCUGGCGCUGGGGGCGGUGGAGGAGGCAGCGAUGAUGGGGAGAUGCCUGAAGUUCAUGAAAUCGGGGAAGAACUCGCUUGGACUGGCAGGUUUUGCGGUGGCCUCUAUUUGGAUAUCAAGAGGAAGCUGCCCUGGUUCCCGAGCGACUUCUAUGAAGGCUUUCAUAUCCAGUCCAUCUCUGCCAUCUUGUUCAUCUACCUGGGCUGCAUCACCAACGCCAUCACGUUCGGGGGCUUGCUUGGGGACGCUACGGACAACUACCAGGGCGUCAUGGAGAGCUUCCUCGGCACGGCGAUGGCAGGCUCCAUGUUUUGCCUCUUCGCUGGGCAGCCACUCAUCAUCCUCAGCAGCACCGGCCCCAUCCUCAUCUUCGAGAAGCUGCUCUUUGACUUCAGCAAAGGCAACGGCAUUGACUACAUGGAGUUUCGCCUCUGGAUCGGCUUGCAUUCUGCCCUACAGUGCCUUAUCCUAGUGGCCACCGACGCCAGCUUCAUUAUAAAGUACAUCACCCGCUUCACGGAGGAGGGCUUCUCCACCCUCAUCAGCUUCAUCUUCAUCUACGACGCCAUCAAGAAGAUGAUCGGAGCUUUUAAGUACUAUCCCAUCAAUUCAGACUUCAAGCCCGACUACGUGACCAUGUACAAGUGCGAGUGCAUUGCUCCCGACCCAG
Messenger RNA from Cariama cristata (Red-legged seriema), 1261 nucleotides. RefSeq names its product solute carrier family 4 (sodium bicarbonate cotransporter), member 5 (gene SLC4A5). The transcript is spliced from 9 exons. The annotation marks the transcript as partial. Gene Ontology annotation, molecular function: sodium:bicarbonate symporter activity; solute:inorganic anion antiporter activity; monoatomic anion transmembrane transporter activity. Gene Ontology annotation, cellular component: plasma membrane. The record is from RefSeq and is a predicted model, not a curated record. Lineage: Eukaryota; Metazoa; Chordata; Aves; Cariamiformes; Cariamidae. Gene Ontology annotation, biological process: bicarbonate transport; monoatomic anion transport; transmembrane transport.